AUGAGCGGUGUUCGCCGCCACGUCGGAUUCCUGCUCCUGGCUGAAGCGGUGCUUUGUGCUGCCGCCACACGGUUUCAAGAUGUGCUGAGCCAUGGAAGAACUUCUCCUGUCACAUCCUAUAAGAAGCUACAAGGCUGGUCUAGUGAUCAAAAUAAAUGGAAUGAAAAGCUUUAUCCUUUCUGGGAAGAAGGAGAUCCCAGAUGGAAGGACUGCUGGAAAGGCGGAAGGGUGACAGCCAAAUUGGACACUGAUAGCCCAGCACUGGUAGGAUCCAACGUGACCUUUGUUGUGACUCUCCAGUUUCCCAAGUGCCAGAAAGAAGAUAGCGAUGGCAACAUAAUAUACGAGAGGAACUGUACCCAGGACCCUCCAACUUCCCAGGAUCAGCAAGUCUAUGUCUACAACUGGACUGAAUGGAUCGACAGCUGUGGCUGGGAAAACUGCACAAGCAACCACAGCCAUAACGUAUUCCCAGAUGGGAGACCUUUCCCUCAUUAUCCUGGCUGGAGGAGAAGAAACUUUGUCUACGUGUUUCACACAUUUGGUCAGUACUACCAAACAACUGGAAGAUCUUCAGCAGUGUUUUCAGUGAACACAGCAAAUAUCACUCUGGGCAAACACGUGAUGGCGGUAUCCAUUUACAGGAGAGGGCACUCAGCAUACGUUCCAAUUGCAAGAGCAAGUGCCGUUUACGUUGUAACAGACAAAAUUCCAAUAUUUGUGAGUAUGUUCCAAAAACAUGACCGCAACAUCUCAGACUCCAUUUUUAUCAAAGACUCACCAAUCACGUUUGAUGUGAAGAUCCAUGAUCCCAGCUACUACCUUAAUAAUUCUGCCAUCUCCUACAAGUGGAACUUUGGAGAUGGAAGUGGCUUAUUUGUAGUCAGCAGUUCUACGACAUCUCACACCUAUACUCUGCAAGGAAACUUUACUCUGAAUUUAACUGUCCAAGCCAUCAUACCUGUACCUUGCAGGCCAGUAACACCCACUGCCCCGCUGCCGACCUCAGCAGUAACGACCGGAGCAUCUUCCAAUUCAGACUUUUCUACCACUGUCGAGUCAAUGGAAGAUAAUCCUGAUGGAGGCUGCCAUAUUUACAGAGAUGGAUACUAUAGAACUGGUAUCUCUAUUGUAGAGGGAAUCCUUGAGGUAAAUAUUAUUCAGAUGACGAGCAUCCAGACGACAGAAAGUCAAGCUGAAAACUCACUGGUUGACUUUGUCAUUACCUGCCAAGGGAGCCUCCCCACAGACGUCUGCACAGUAGUUUCUGACCCCACGUGCCAGGUGUCCAAGAGUGUGGUGUGCGACCCCAUCACCGUCACCGAUGAAUGUUUACUCACCAUCAGAAGAGCUUUUGAGGAACCUGGAACAUACUGUAUAAACAUCACCUUGGGGGAUGACACAAGCCAAGCCCUUGCCAGCGCACUGAUUUCCGUAAAUGGCGGAUCAUCAUCAGGAACAACAGAAGGUGUCUUUAUCUUCCUUGGUUUGUUGGCAGUGUUUGCCGCCAUUGGGGCUUUUGUCCUUUACAAGAGAUACAAGCAAUACAAGCCUAUUGAGAGAAGCGUGGGACAAGCAGAGAACCAGGAGGGACUAACUGCUCACUUCAGCAAUUUCAAAGCAAUUUUCUUCCCUAGUAGCACUGAGAGAAAUCCUCUGCUGAAAAGCAAACCAGGCAUUGUUUAAAUCUUUAGUCUACCCCUGACUACUAGAUUACGUACAGGACACAUCUGAACUGUACUUUGACAGGGUUUUCUUGUUGUUAUAAAAAAACAGGGUGCAAGGUGAAAGCACAUAUAGAUGGGAUGGUAACUUUUGGGGGCUUGGUGCAAUUAGAAAUAUUAAAAUAGUCCUUUGUAGAAAACAAUGAGGCAGUUAGCACUUGCUGUUCUUACUUGUGAUCUAGGGUAUGCUCUUAUGAAUAACACACAC
Molecule: messenger RNA, 1932 nt
Organism: Charadrius vociferus (killdeer)
Lineage: Eukaryota; Metazoa; Chordata; Aves; Charadriiformes; Charadriidae
Gene: GPNMB
Product: glycoprotein (transmembrane) nmb
Exons: 11
Coding region: 1-1686 (561 amino acids)
Biological process (GO): cell adhesion
Molecular function (GO): integrin binding
Source: RefSeq, a predicted model, not a curated record